Molecule: messenger RNA, 2271 nt
Organism: Acaromyces ingoldii
Lineage: Eukaryota; Fungi; Basidiomycota; Exobasidiomycetes; Exobasidiales; Cryptobasidiaceae
Exons: 2
Coding region: 1-2271 (756 amino acids)
Molecular function (GO): RNA binding
Source: RefSeq, a predicted model, not a curated record
AUGAGCCACCACCAACAUCCCUACGGCGGCUACGAUGCAGGACCUCCGGGUCGCCGCGACGGCGGUGGGGGACCACCGCCUCGAGGACCACCGCAGCAGCAGAGAGCGCCGCUGCCCAAUCGUCCUGCUGACCAAGGAGGCUAUGGUGGGUACGACUAUGGCUAUCAGCAGGGGGGUUACGACGGCGGCUAUGGAGCGGCGUCGGGAGGUGGCGGCGUAGCAGGCCACCCUCCCCCGCCGGGCCGCGACGACUACGGUCCCUAUCGAGGCGGACCUGGCGAUGGUGGUUACGCUCCUGAUGGACCGAGACGUCCUCCCCCCAUUCCCCCGCCACCACAAGCAGCAGGUGGCAUUGGUGGGCCAAGAGGACCACCGCCGAUGGCAAUGGGCGCUGGCUCCUCACCUAGCUAUGGGCGUCCUCCGAAUCCUUACGACGGUCGAGGCGGGCCUCCCCCUCCCGGUCCUCCGGGCCCUUCAGGUCCACUUCCACCACCAGGACAGGGCUACGGAGGACCACCACCGCCACAAGCCUACCGAGGAGGGCCAGGGCUAGGACCCGGUCCAGGAGCAGACAUGCGGCCUCGCCCUCCUCCCCCCUCUGCGAUGGGAGGGUAUGGCGAGCAACCGCCUCCUUCGUCCUGGAACCCAUCCGAAGCCAACGCGCCGCCCCCACGAAACGACUCAUACAGUGGUGGCUACCCACCGGCCGCUGGAGGGGGAGGGGGAGACUACGGGGAGUACUACGAAGAUGACGGGCCAUCGCGCAAGAGACCAAGAGGGCGCGACGACGACCAGCUCAUCAAGGACAGGAUCAAGCGCGAGAGACCCUGCCGGACUCUAUUUGUGCGCAACAUUGACUUCGGGCUAGACCCAGAGGACCUCAAGAAGCGCUUCCUCUCCUUCGGCGACGUCAAGAGCUACUUUGACCUGACACAGAAGCGCGGCCUCCUCUUUGUCUCCUACUUUGACCUUCGCGCGGCCGAGUACGCAAAGGCGCAGAUGCAGGGCCAUCUCAUCAAUGGCCGCGCCCUCGAUGUGCACUACAGCCUGCCUCGUGAUGAGGACACGUCCAAGCGGUGUGAUCGCGACAAGGACCAGGGCACCCUCUUUGUCCUUCUCAAGCACGCCCAGGGCCGGCUCGAAGACCAGGAGCUAAGGGACUUGUUUGGCGAGUUUGGCGCCAUCAGGAGCUUGAGGAGAUACAAGGACCAGAACAAUUGCCGGUUCCUCGAGUACUACGACUGCAGGGCCUGCAAGGCUGCGCACGAUGCCUUGCUCGGACAGCACUGGCACGGAGGAGAGUGGGAUCUCAAAUUCGCGUGGGAUGCGGCGGCUCCCGACCGUGAUCGUAAACCAAAGGACGUUGGUGGUGGCGGCUCAGCUUACCCCACUGGCCCAGGCGCUGGCCUGGGCAGGGGAGGAGAUCAGAAUGGCGAUGCUAUGCCUCAAUGGGCCGAGCCUCACCCUCCAGGCCCACCGUCCGACUUUGGUGGAUACGGACCGUCUGCUGGACCAAGACGGCCACCGCUCCCUUCGUCGCCCAACGAUGGCUCAUCAUCAGGAUACGGUGCCGGACGCAAGCGGCCGUUUGAAGCUGAGUACGAGGAGCCGCCGAUGCGGCAGUGGGGCGCUCCGUCUGGCGGUGAUCGAGGCGGCGAUGGCUACGGACGGCCGCCUCCGCCCGAUCGCUAUGGUGGUCCUUCCGGCCCAGACAAUCGAGGAUUCUACCCCACACCGCCUCCAUCGGCCGGCCCUGGCUACCGUCCCCCUCCGCCUUCUGCCGAGUACGGCUACGGCAAUGACAUGCAAGCAGGCCGCGGCUAUCCCCCCGGACCUGGCCAGUCGCCCUAUCCUGCGGCUGCCUCCGGUCUACCCCCACCACAAGGCUACGGUCCGAACGCACGACCUCCGCCACCGGGCGGCGCUGGCCCACCGGCGGCGCCUCCCGCGGGCACCUCUGCCGAAGAUCAGCAGCGCCUCGAGCAGGCGCAAAAGGUGCAGCAGCUCCUCGCCUCGCUCAAGCCCGGCGGUGGCGGCGGAGCAGCAGCACCUGCGGCUGCCUCGCCUCCGCCACAGCAGCAGCAGCAGCAGCAACAAGCGCCUGUCCCCGCGCUGCCUUCGAACAUUGCCGCACUUCUGGCCGCCAAGAGCCCCACGGGCGGCGCUGGCCAGAGUCAAAGCCAGCAGGGCGCUGCGCAGCAGGGGCAGUCGGCCGGACAAGGCGGCGCAGCGUCGAUGCAGAACCUGCUCAACAUGCUCCAGAAGCGUUGA